Fonsecaea pedrosoi CBS 271.37 is the source of this 201-nucleotide messenger RNA. RefSeq lists its product as uncharacterized. The transcript has a single exon. Bases 1 to 201 code for a protein of 66 amino acids. Lineage: Eukaryota; Fungi; Ascomycota; Eurotiomycetes; Chaetothyriales; Herpotrichiellaceae. The record is from RefSeq and is a predicted model, not a curated record.
AUGGAAAGUAUAACCGGCCUCAAUUCGCUCUUCUACAAGAGGAUCCAGCCAAUGUAUUCAGGAAGUCAUUUGAAAGAUGGUCAACUUUAUCUUGUCACGCACUGGUAUUGGUCGCAAAAGGUUGGAGAGUUUAUCGAUGAAAGGGUUGAGGCCAAGAAGAAGUAUGACCAAGAUCUCGAAAAUGCAUUCAGAGCACACUGA